Messenger RNA from Alternaria atra, 1014 nucleotides. RefSeq lists its product as uncharacterized. Gene Ontology annotation, cellular component: membrane. Lineage: Eukaryota; Fungi; Ascomycota; Dothideomycetes; Pleosporales; Pleosporaceae. The transcript is spliced from 2 exons. Bases 1 to 1014 code for a protein of 337 amino acids. The record is from RefSeq and is a predicted model, not a curated record.
AUGGGGUUGCCGAAUCGGGCUCAACAUGCGCAAAACUUCCUCAAUCCUUACAUCUACGACCCUUCUUACCCUCUCGCCAUAACAGGGACAAUUGUCGUACUGCUGCUCUCCGCAUACUCUCUCUACCAGUACAUCCGCUUAAAAGCGUACUUCUUCUGGGCAGCCAUUAUUGCAAUCGUCAUGCUCGACCUGGGUUUCAUAUGCCGCCUAGUAUCCGCCUAUGACGAGCACGAAGAGUCGCCUUUUCUCGCAUCCUGGCUCAUGAUUCUGCUGGCGCCCAGUUUCCUCGCUGCAGCAUGUUACACUGCAUUCAGCCGCGUAGUAUGGUUUUCCUGCCCAACCCACGCACUCAACUUCAAAACGUUGUGGUGCUUCCCCAGAUAUAUCACCGCCACCUUUGUGUCCUUCGAUCUCUUCAGCUUCAUCAUUCAACUCGUGGGUGCCAGUCAAAUCAGCCGACAGUACGACGAAGACGUGCAAGGAAACCGGUCUAUUGCCUCGUCGGAACGGAAAGCGCUACCUGGUCGUAUUAUCCUCAUCCUAGGGUUAGUAUUGCAGGUGCUGUGUUUCGUCAGCUUCUCCAUCAUCAGCAUGCGAUACUUUUACAUUAGCCGGCGCUGGGCUGCACAUGACUUGGGGGAUCUGCAUCUCUGGCGGAAGUUGGGGUAUACGAUAAACCUCUCCUCGGUUCUCAUCGCCAUACGAGCCUUGUACCGCACUAUCGAGAUACCACAUGAUCGCAACUACGGGCUGCUGUAUCUGCAGAGCCACGAAUGGUGCUUUUGGGUCUUCGACGCCGCGCCAGUACUUGCUGUGCUGGUCGUGUUUGCUGUGUGGCAUCCAGGUCGUUAUUUACCUAGAAGCUAUACGGGGUGCAAAUUGGAUAAAGGCAGGGCUGUCAAAGAGAAGGAUGAGAUCAGCUCGAUGAACGGGGGAAACGGUGCACAGGACACUGGGUUGAGAGACUUUAAGCCUGAGGACUUCCAAUCUGAAAGGGCGGCGACGACUGUGUAG